AUGACCUCAGCCUGCACGCCCCGCGUCUUCAUCGUCCGUCACGGCGAGACCGAAUGGUCCCUGAAUGGACGACACACCGGUACCACCGAACUUCCUCUCACGGCCAACGGCGAGCGCAGGAUAAAGGCCACCGGCAAGGCAUUGGUCGGCGAUGACCGCCUGAUCGUUCCCAAGAACCUGGCUCAUAUUUACGUCUCUCCCCGCAAGCGCGCCCAGCGCACCCUCGAGCUGCUGUCGCUCGGCUGCGCGGAGCGCAUGCCGUGGCAGCAGGAUGAACCUACGAAGGACUUCAUCCGCACCCAUGCCGGCAUUCAGGUGACGGACGCCAUCCGCGAGUGGGACUAUGGCGACUACGAGGGCCUGACCAGCGCUCAGAUCCGCGAGCAGCGUGCUGAACGCGGCCAGGAGCCUUGGGAUAUCUGGAAGGAUGGGUGUCCAGGCGGAGAGUCGCCGGAGGAUGUAAGCAAGAGGCUUGAUGAGCUGAUCAAGGACAUCCGCGCGCGCUUCCACGGACCUGCGGUUGGCAAGCCGAAGAAGGACGUCGGUCCGCACGACGUACUGAUCGUGGCUCACGGCCACAUCCUGCGCGCCUUCGCCGCCCGGUGGAUCGGACGGGACGUUUCGGACAACCCGGCGCUGAUUCUUGAGGCUGGUGGUGUGGGAACGUUGAGUUACGAACAUCACUCCAUCGACGAGCCCGCUAUCCUCCUUGGCGGUGCGUUCGUGGUGGACGUCGUUGAGAAAGAGCAAGAGUCGAAAUAG
This is a messenger RNA of Lasiodiplodia theobromae, 762 nucleotides long. Its product is annotated as Histidine phosphatase superfamily clade-1. Gene Ontology annotation, biological process: ribose phosphate biosynthetic process. Bases 1 to 762 code for a protein of 253 amino acids. Gene Ontology annotation, molecular function: sedoheptulose-bisphosphatase activity. The transcript is spliced from 4 exons. The record is from RefSeq and is a predicted model, not a curated record. NCBI's taxonomy places the organism in Eukaryota, Fungi, Ascomycota, Dothideomycetes, Botryosphaeriales, Botryosphaeriaceae.